AGAGCCUGGGCUCUGCUCUUCUGGGUACCCACUGCUAUCAGAGAGGCAGGGAAGAACCCUCAGGUCCAGGGUCAUCACCACUAGCUUUGCCUGUGUGUGGAUCUUGGGGGCCCAUGGCUACCAGGAUUGACUUCAAGGCCUGAAAUCCCUGGGGAUGCCACCCAGUCCCACAAGUCUACAUUCCCCUGCAGCUGAGCUGGGAGAUGGGCUCAGCUCCUGAACUUGCCCCAGACAGAAAGCAUAGCACACACUUGCCAGGGAGAACCUGCCUGAUUCUGGGCUACUCGGAGUGCAGCUGUCUUCCCUACAGCCCUGUCCCUUCUGGAAAAGCACUGGGCCAGCCCUGACCGCCUGGUGGAAGGUAGCCAAAUCUUGGAGAUGCAGAGUACAGCUAAUUACCUAUGGCACACUGAUGACCUGCUAGGGCAGGGGGCCACUGCCAGUGUGUACAAGGCCCGAAACAAGAAAUCUGGGGAGGUGGUUGCUGUAAAGGUCUUCAACUCAGCCAGCUACCGGCGGCCCCCCGAGGUGCAAGUGAGGGAGUUUGAGGUGCUGCGGAAGCUCGACCACCAGAAUGUCGUCAAGCUGUUCGCUGUGGAGGAAACGGGAGGCAGCCAGCAGAAGGUAAUCGUGAUGGAGCACUGUCCCAGCGGGAGCCUACUGAGCGUCCUGGAAGACCCCGAGAACGCAUUUGGGCUUCCCGAGGAGGAGUUCCUGGUGGUCCUGCGCUGUGUGGUGGCUGGCAUGAACCACUUGCGGGAGAAUGGCAUUGUCCACCGUGACAUCAAACCUGGGAACAUCAUGCGCCUGGUGGGGGAGGAGGGGCAGAGCAUCUACAAGCUGUCCGACUUCGGGGCUGCUCGGAAGCUGGAUGAUGAGGAGAGCUUUGUUUCUGUCUACGGUACGGAGGAAUACCUGCACCCUGACAUGUAUGAGCGGGCCGUGCUUCGCAAACCCCAACAAAAGGCGUUCGGGGUGACUGUGGAUCUCUGGAGUAUUGGGGUGACCCUGUACCAUGCAGCCACCGGUAGUCUGCCCUUCCUCCCCUUUGGUGGGCCCCGGCGCAACAAGGAGAUCAUGUACAGGAUCACGACAGAGAAGCCAGUUGGAGCCAUUUCAGGGACUCAGAGGCAGGAGAACGGGCCCCUGGAGUGGAGCUAUAGCCUCCCCAUCACCUGCAGACUGUCCAUGGGGCUGCAGAGUCAGCUGGUGCCCAUCCUGGCCAACAUCCUGGAGGCAGAGCAGGCCAAAUGCUGGGGCUUUGACCAGUUCUUUGCGGAGACCAGUGACAUCCUGCAGCGAGUCAUCCUCCAUGUCUUCUCCCUGCCCCAGGCUGUCUUGCAUCAUGUCUACAUCCAUGCCCAUAACACGAUUGCCAUCUUUUUGGAGGCUGUUUAUGAGCAGACCAACGUGCCUCCCAAACACCAAGAGUACCUCUUUGAGGGUCACCCUUGUGUCCUUGAUCCAAGCCUCUCAGCCCAGCACAUCGCCCCCACAGCUGCCAGCAGCCCCCUGAUUCUCUUCAGCAUGGCCAACGACGCGCCCAAGGGGCUGGCCUUCAGGGACCCUGCUCUGGACAUCCCAAAGUUCGUCCCCAAGGUGGACCUACAGGCAGAUUACAACACAGCUAAGGGGAUGCUGGGUGCUGGUUACCAGGCCCUGUGGCUGGCGCGGGUCCUGCUGGAUGGGCAGGCGCUGAUGCUUCGAGGGUCCCACUGGGUCCUGGAGGUGCUUCAGAACACGUGCCGGCAGACACUGGAGGUCACGAGGACAGCCCUUCUCUUCCUUAGCAGCAGCCUGGGCAUUGAAAGGCUCAGCAGUGGAGCUGGGAUGUCAGAGUUCCAGGAACUAAAGGAGGCCACAGAGCUGUGGUCCAGGCUGCAGACUUUCUCAGAGGUCCUCUCGAGAUGUUCCCACAAUGUCACAGAAACCCAAGUGAGCCUGAGCAGCCUGGGGAAAGAGAUUUUGAAGAACAGGAAUCAGAUCCACGAUGACAGCAGCAUCCAGAAAAUUCAGUGUUGUUUGGACAAGAUGCGCUUUAUCUACAAACAAUUCAAGAAAUCUAGGAUGAGGCCAGGACUCGGCUACAAUGAGGAGCAGAUCCACAAGCUGGAUAAGGUGAAUUUUAGCCACUUAGCCAAGAGGCUGCUGCAGGUGUUCCAGGAGGAAUGUGUGCAGAAGUAUCAGGUGUCGCUGGUCACACACACCAAGCGGAUAAGGCAGGUGCAGAAGGCCCAGAACCACCUUCACCUCCUUGGCCGCUCUGUGGCUGCCUGUAACACAGAAGCCCGGGAAGCCCAAGAGAGCCUGAGCAAGAUCUUUGAUCGGCUCCUUCUGGACAGAGCAUCAGGAGCUCAGAUCUCACCACACCCCACGGCUCCUCAUCCCAGUCCUGAUCCAGAGGACCUGGUCUUCCACAUGCAGGAGCUUUGUAAUGAUAUGAAGAUGUUGGCGUUUGAUCUCCAGGACAACAACCGUCUCAUUGAACGGUUACAUAGAGUUCCAUCCGCACCCGAUGUCUGAGAUCCCUGGGGUGCACAAGACACUCGGAAGCAUUAGUGUCGUUCAUACUGUACCUCUGCACCGUGAGACCAAAUUCAGGGCACGUUCCCGUCUUACCUCACCAGCCUACCUCCCUCUUGGCCACUGGCCAACAAACUAGCAUUACUUUGACAGCCUGUCCUCGUGGACAGCUGCGACAGGGCCUCCUAGCCAUCCUGGACAGUACCCACCGGAGAGCAUGCAGCUACUGUUGAGUCAUCCUGGCACCAAGACUGUUCCUCCUCACCCAGGCCUGGAGGGCUGAACUUAGGAGGGCCUUAGGAAGAGAGAAGGCUGAGUGUUCCCACCACAUUACACUUCCCAGGGACCAGUGGGCUCUUUCGGGGCUUCUCCAGGGUGCUGGAGCAGAGGACUUCGCCUUGCACACAA
This is a messenger RNA of Arvicola amphibius (Eurasian water vole), 2931 nucleotides long. It is a transcript of the gene Ikbke, whose product is annotated as inhibitor of nuclear factor kappa B kinase subunit epsilon. The transcript has 23 exons. Gene Ontology annotation, biological process: peptidyl-serine phosphorylation. Gene Ontology annotation, molecular function: protein serine/threonine kinase activity; ATP binding. Gene Ontology annotation, cellular component: cytoplasm. The coding region runs from base 379 to 2523 and encodes 714 amino acids. Lineage: Eukaryota; Metazoa; Chordata; Mammalia; Rodentia; Cricetidae. The record is from RefSeq and is a predicted model, not a curated record.